CCGGCGCUGCUGCUGCUGGGUCCCGCUGGCUCGGGGCGCUCGGCGCUCUCGUUCCGCGCGGCGCUGCUGGGCGCUUCCUCCUCCUCGCGGGCUCGCGCGCUCUUCUUGGCGCCGCGGCCUCUGGAGCGCCUGCCGGCCGGGGGCGCUGAUGCAGCCGGAGCCGGAGCCAUCCAGAGAAUCCACUUCCUGUACCCGCCAUCAUUCCGGGAGCUGCUUCAGCUGGUGGCCUCACUGCAUGAAACCUUUUCCUGCUCCCUCUCCCUAGUCGUUCUGGAUGGCUUGGAGGAAUACUUGGGCAGUUGCUCCAGCCCAGCGAUGGCAGCUCAGCUUGUGGCCUUGCUGCUGGACACAGCGAACCAUUUCAGCCAGAAGCUCCCCGUGGAGUCUGCUGCAGGCUGCAAGCUUGUCGUUUCCAUGAGGCUUUCUGGAGAAGCUGGGGAACAAGCGGAGUAUUUCUCGGCAAUUGAGCGCUACUUCCCAGCCCAGUGCUGGCUGCAUCCGAGCACAGAGGAUAUUGCUGAUUCAGGUAGCCAGGGCAUCACCAAGCUGAUUAGAGCACGUCUCUCCCAGCCGGGCACUAAGGACCAAGAAUGGCUGGUGAGAUUUGAUCCACAAGGAGACAUGAGGAUUUCUCGGCUUCUGUACGAAGGGGAAGUUGAUGGGUGCACAGCUUCAGGGAGCAAUCGGCCCCCUGAGGCUUAAGCCCAUCCUGUUCUCAGCUCCCAAUUUUAGGCCUCUGGUGGUCCUUAGUUGAGUCAUUUUUGUGUUCAGGUAAUCAACUACCUCUGACCCAAAGACAUACAUUCACAUCCUAGGUGAUAACAUCUUUCUUACUCCGGUUUGUUGUUUGUUUCUUCCCAACUUUGGGCUGAGAGGUUGCUUUUUUUUUUUUUUUU
Messenger RNA from Lacerta agilis (Sand lizard), 896 nucleotides. Its product is annotated as ATPase SWSAP1-like. The transcript is spliced from 2 exons. Gene Ontology annotation, cellular component: Shu complex. Gene Ontology annotation, molecular function: single-stranded DNA binding. Gene Ontology annotation, biological process: double-strand break repair via homologous recombination. The annotation marks the transcript as partial. The record is from RefSeq and is a predicted model, not a curated record. NCBI's taxonomy places the organism in Eukaryota, Metazoa, Chordata, Lepidosauria, Squamata, Lacertidae.